CUCGGACACCCAGACCACCAUUAGCAAGCACCUGACUCUCCCAUCAUCUACUCAACCAGAGUCUACCACACCCUCAACUCUGGUGCUCGAUCGCCCAUCCAUUUUAUAUCCACACAGUGUCAAGUGACCGACCUCCUCUACCAUACUCCUUCUUUUCCACUCCCACCUUAAUCUGUUGGUGGUGAAAGACGUUGGCAAACAACGACAACAAAGAAGACGAGUCUUAAAUACGUACUCACCCCCACCCGAUUGCGCCUCUUCCACCUGCGGAUAUCAGUUCAACAUCAGGCGCAGGCUCACUACAACCAGUGUACGAGCCAGCCUAUCGUAGUCACCAGGAUUCGUAUCGUUAGCCUUUCGCGAACAUGACCGACACUGGCCUACCCCCCGACUGGGAAGUCCGCCAUUCCAAUUCCAAGAACCUCCCGUACUACUUCAACCAGAAGACACACGAAUCGAGAUGGGAACCUCCAGAGGAUGCCGAUACUGAAAAGCUCAAGGUCUACAUGGCGCAACAUCACAGUUCUGCAAACACCCGCAUUGACGGUGCUGCGGCUGAGGGUAAAAUCCGGGCGGCACACCUUCUCGUGAAACACAAAGACAGUCGUCGACCGUCCUCCUGGAGAGAAACUAAUAUCACUCGUUCCAAAGAGGAGGCCAUUGAAAUGCUGAAGGGCUACGAAGAGGAGAUCCGGUCAGGCCAAAAAUCCCUCGGAGAUCUCGCCGUCUCAGAGUCCGAUUGCAGCAGUGCCCGCAAACGAGGCGACCUGGGUUUCUUCGGCAAGGGUCAGAUGCAAAAGGAAUUCGAAGAUGCUGCGUUUGCUCUGGCACCUGGAGAAAUGAGUGGCGUCGUAGAGACUGCGUCCGGAGUACACCUCAUUCAACGAAUUCAGUAGGGGCGUGCGUGGCUGAUAACAAGGCGGCGGUGAUCUACAAUUGCCCAGGCUGCGACAGCGUCCGUCCGGUGUGGGAGCAAGAGGCAUUCUGCUGCAAUAUUUUUCCUCGUUACACAUGGGCAAAUGGGUGGUUAGAAGUGCAAGCCUUACACCAAGGCAAGAUUGAGUUUGUACAAAUAACAUGGAACGUGCCUCUGCUAAAAACAGGUUCUUCCCAAAGUGCCAACAAUAAUGACUGGCGUCACUGGGUUCUGUGUCUCUGCUGGCGAUCGGGCGAUUCCAGAUGAAUUUCGCCGGUGUCUUACACUUUGCUGCGAGUAUCUCGAGCCUUGUUGCAAGUCCCUACCUGGGUAGAUACUCGUACUACACGGCGCAUGUGGUAAGAUACGAGUACGGGAUACUCCAUCAUCAGCUUUGAAGUGGCCCAUGCCACCGAGAGUUGCUGCAGGUGAUGUGAUUCGAUCACGGCUUCAGCUUGGGGCACUGAGUAAUGC
Molecule: messenger RNA, 1390 nt
Organism: Exophiala oligosperma
Lineage: Eukaryota; Fungi; Ascomycota; Eurotiomycetes; Chaetothyriales; Herpotrichiellaceae
Exons: 3
Coding region: 366-896 (176 amino acids)
Cellular component (GO): cytosol; nucleus
Molecular function (GO): peptidyl-prolyl cis-trans isomerase activity; protein binding
Source: RefSeq, a predicted model, not a curated record